AUGCAAGGCGGUGAUACUGCGCAUCUUAAUCAGGCAGAUGUGGCGAAAUCCACGAAUAUAACCGUACUCGGAGCCGGUUGCGAAGUGGGUCGUUCAUGCGUCUUCGCAGAGCGUGGAGGCCACAAUGUCAUGUUCGACUGUGGCCUUCACCCCGCAUUAUCGGGGGUUGGCGCUCUGCCUGUAUUCGAAGCGAUCGACUUGUCGAAGGUGGAUGUUUGCCUCAUCACCCACUUCCACCUCGACCAUUGCGGCGCGGUGCCGUACCUGCUAUCGAAAACUGCAUUCAAGGGGCGCAUACUCAUGACAUAUGCCACUAAGGCCAUAUGUCAUCUACUGUGGGCGGAUUAUGCCCGUAUGGAGCAGAUGCAGACGGUCAAAUCCAUAUUCGACCGAACGGGGCCUAAGAAUGACCAGGAGGCGUCCGACCAAAAAGAGGGGCUGAUGGACGAGCUGAUAUGUGGCUCAGGCUUGUACUCCUUCGAAGAUGUGGAAUACGCGCUGGAGAAAAUUGAGACUAUCGAUUUCCACGAAGAAAAGGACAUCGGCGGGAUUAAAAUUUCAUGCUACAGGGCAGGUCAUGUGCUAGGCGCAUGCAUGUUCCUAGUGGAAAUGGACGGUGUACGUAUACUGUACACCGGAGAUUACUCCACUGAACUCGAUAGGCACGUCCCGUCAGCUGAAAUACCGCCCAUUAACGUCCACCUACUUAUUUGCGAAAGCACAUACGGAAUUCGCGUUCACGAAGAAAGACUGCAACGAGAGAGAAGAUUCCUGAGGGUGGUCCUUGAGAUAGUUACCAGAGGAGGGAAGUGUCUUUUGCCGGUAUUCGCCCUCGGCAGGGCACAGGAAAUAUUGCUCAUUUUGGACGAGUACUGGGAGGCGAAUAGCAACCUGCAGUCAAUUCCCAUUUUCUACAUCUCUCCACUCGCGCAGAAAUCACUCAGAGUGUACGAGACUUUCGUAGGACUCUGUGGUGAAUACGUCAAAGAGUGCGUGUACAACGGGUUCAAUCCCUUUAACUUCAAGUUCGUCAAAUACGCAAAAUCUGUGGGUGACAUAGAGCCCUACCUGCGCUCAGAUACUCCUUGCGUUGUCAUUACGUCGCCUGGGAUGCUGCAGGGAGGUCCGUCGCUUCAAAUCUUUGAGAAAAUAGCUUCGGACAACAGAAAUGGCGUGGUGAUCACCGGGUACACUGUCAAAGGCACACUUGGAGACGAGCUUAGACGAGACCCAGAAGUCGUUAGCGUAGGCAACAAAGCGAUUAAGCGAAAGUGUGCUGUCGAACAAAUUUCGUUUAGCGCACAUGCUGACUACAAUCAGACCAAAGAUUUUAUUCGGAAACUAUCGGUGCCAAAUGUCAUACUGGUUCACGGAGAACGCGCAGAAAUGACUCGUAUGCGUGAUAAACUGUCGGAAGAAAUACCCGAGCUUUCGGUAUUCAUGCCAGAGGUGCUGCAAAUGGUCACGCUCAGCUUCCCGCCGGAAGUGGCUAUCAACGCCGUCGGGCAGCUAGCGACCGACAUCAAACAAAAAAUGCUCGAUGGCGCUGUUAGUAGUGACGAUGAGCAGUUGGCUAGCGUUGUUAUAGUAAAAGACAACGAGUCCAAGGUCAUGUACGCCGACGACAUCGAAAACUGCGCAACUCUGGGAAUCAGCUACGUCGACCAAGAAAUGACUAUCGGCUUCAACGGCGGACUGGAACAACUCAAAACUGCCGUUGAAGCUGUAUAUGACGACGUCAAGGUUGUUUCAAAGGACACCAUCAUCGUUGCGGAACUCGUGACAGCGAUCGUGGCGGCAGACCGCAUGACCCUAAGGUGGACAGCUAGCCCGGUGGCAGACCUUAUCGCAGACAGCAUUAACAUGCUCGCCGUGCAGCUAAUAGUGCACCCCCAACAAUCCACAGAAGAGGCGCAAAUGAUCAACAAGAUAAGGGAUGAGGAGGUUUUCUUUUCCGUGGCGGAGAUGCAACUCGCCACGAAAUUCGGAGAACCCACCCAAAUGAAAGUGGAAGAAGAACAGGCGAAGCCCAAUGACAAAACACUCAAGUUCCUUAUUCAGAAUCCAUUAGAGGAAAACGCCCGCGUUGUGACAAUGGACGUAAACCUCUCCAAGUGCGAGGUCACGUGUGAGGACGCCGAAGCUGCGAAAAUAGCUCGUGAUAUCAUAAACACUGUAAAGGCUGCUCUACAGCCUAUCAACCUAUAG
Molecule: messenger RNA, 2208 nt
Organism: Babesia ovata
Lineage: Eukaryota; Apicomplexa; Aconoidasida; Piroplasmida; Babesiidae
Product: cleavage and polyadenylation specifity factor
Exons: 3
Coding region: 1-2208 (735 amino acids)
Biological process (GO): mRNA 3'-end processing by stem-loop binding and cleavage
Cellular component (GO): mRNA cleavage and polyadenylation specificity factor complex
Molecular function (GO): RNA binding; RNA endonuclease activity; 5'-3' exonuclease activity
Source: RefSeq, a predicted model, not a curated record